AUGGUGCAAGCGAAAGAGGCCGAGCUUGCUGCAGCAGUGUUGAAGCUUCCGAAGUUGGUUCUGGGCGAGCUAGAGCCCAAAGCUCAAAUCCUGACCACAUGUUGCGAUCAGCCAAGCUCGCAAACACGUGCAUGUUUCCGCGAUUCCAAGCACCAGAGUCUGAAGUCAGAGCGGCGAGCGAAGCCGCCAAAGCGCAGCAACAGCAACUUCAGGCUCGAGAAGAUCGUGAGUGCAUCGAGGUCGCAGGAGUCGACGAGUUACAGCUGGCGCUGGCCAAAGCGGUCAAGCAUGGGGCUGACGACAGUUACAUUGCUGAGUGCAAGGCAACCGACUUCGCUCAGAGAUCAGAAGCUUGUUGGACGACAUCGUGCAGGGCGUGUGCUUGCGAGACACUAA
Molecule: messenger RNA, 396 nt
Organism: Symbiodinium sp. CCMP2456
Lineage: Eukaryota; Dinophyceae; Suessiales; Symbiodiniaceae
Source: the annotation of a GenBank genome assembly